AUGCUGAUUGUGGAGGGGCUGAACAAUGGGACCAAUCAGAAACGGCCGCCCCACCAUUCCGCCCGAAGGUAUAAGAGGCCGCGAUGGGUGGGGGAGGGAAUUAUAGUAUUCUCUGAAAGUGCUUAUGACUGCGUCUGGAAGAGGAAAGGUCACUGCAAGGCGAAGUCUCGGUCGUCCCGGGCUGGCCUGCAGUUCCCGGUGGGCCGUGUUCACAGGCUCCUGAGAAAGGGUAACUAUGCUGAGCGUGUGGGUGCCGGAGCGCCGGUCUAUCUGGCUGCGGUGCUGGAGUAUCUGACGGCUGAAAUCCUGGAGCUGGCCGGCAACGCGGCCUGGGACAACAAGAAGACCCGCAUCAUCCCCAGACACCUUCAGCUGGCCGUGCGCAACGACGAGGAGCUCAACAAGCUGCUGGGAGGGGUGACCAUCGCUCAGGGCGGGGUGCUGCCUAAUAUCCAGGCCGUGUUGCUGCCCAAGAAAACCACCGCUGCGGGAGCCACUAAAAAGUGAAGCGACCAUUCUUGAAUCAAACAACCCAAAGGCUCUUUUAAGAGUUACUCACAGCAUCUGUGGAAGGAGCCCUCCCUUCCAUCGGAUUGAAUUACCUUCCUGUGGUCACUUGUCUUGAAUGAUCGUCCUAUAGAUGCAUUACUCAGUCCAUGUACUCGCUCGCAUGAUGAAGGGCUUUUGCCUGAACUGCUGUGCUCUUUCCAGCACCACUAAUCCGAAAUCUGGUUUCCUGCAUCUGCAGUGAUUGUUUUUACCUGUAUUUAGGAAGAACUGAAUUGCCCCCGUGCUCCCUCGCUGACCGUCUGUAUUUUAUUCUCUGAUGUGUUCGUGUGUAAGAUCCUUUGCCUGGCCGUAGAGAGGGAGCAUAAUAGAAGCCACAGUCAUUUUCACCUUCUUCCAGUUGUUUCAGUUCUUUAAUAGUCAACCAGUUCUGUAGCAACACGCCCCCAUGGGGUAUGAGCCCGAGUUUGAUCUCCGGCAAACAGAACAAGUGCCCUAUCUUUGAAUUCCAUGGAUAGAUACAUUAUACGCUUUUUAAAUUUCAGAAUACCGAUGGUGUUGUCUCAUUGCAGAAGGCUCUGAAAGAGGAGUUCUGCUGUCAAAGCUUUCAAAAUGGAGAGAUCAAACCAGAGCAGUUGCCUCACUGUAAGAGUCAGUCAAGCAGCAUAGAUACAGUCCAACCAGUCCAUACUCACUAUAAUCUCAAACUAGACUAGUUCCAAUUGCCUGUUCUUGUCCCAUAACCCUUUGAAACUUUCCUUAUCAUGUACUUAUCCAAAUGUCUUUUAAAUAUUGUGACUGUAUCGACGUCUAUCACCUGCUUUGGAAGUUAAUUCCACACAAACCACAUCAGCAUUUCACCGUAGUGACAGAUGAUACAAAUAUUUCUGAAACCGGCACCUCAAUUUCCUGCUUAACUUCGCACAAUGUCCUGGGAUGUGCUAGAUCAGAUCUGAGAUUUAUCCAAUUCUGUCUUUGAAGACCUCCAGCAUUCCUCUUUGUAAUGUGAACUGUUUUCAAAACAUCAAUAUUUAUUUCCCUAAGUUUACUAGCUUCCCAGUUUUAAAAAACUGAUGUAACUUAUUCAUUUUGAGCUUGUCCCAUCUUCUGAGAUUCAA
Molecule: messenger RNA, 1625 nt
Organism: Chiloscyllium plagiosum (whitespotted bambooshark)
Lineage: Eukaryota; Metazoa; Chordata; Chondrichthyes; Orectolobiformes; Hemiscylliidae
Source: RefSeq, a predicted model, not a curated record